CAGUUUAGCUAUCGCGGGAUCCCAGUUAAUGCUCCAAAAUAGGAUUUGAAGAAACCUCACAGCUCAAAAUGAUCCCCGAAGAAAUCCUAGAUGGCUUCUUUCCCAAAGAUCUCUCAAUCUGUCGGAAGCGUCGCUUGGUCGAAAGCUAUCAGCUUGGUCGACAAAUCGGGAGCGGUGGAUUUGGAGCUGUGUUAAAUGCCGUUUGUAAGACGACCGGUAAACAAGUUGCCAUCAAGAAAGUUCACAAGAAUAAUGUCCCCAAAAGCUACACGAUCCACGGCAAAAGCAUCCCCGCAGAAAUAGCUUUACUCCAACACCUCAAGAAACACAACAACAUAAUCAAACUUGUGGACUGGUUUGAGGAUAACAACGAGUUCAUCAUCGUGACAGAUUGGUCCCCUGAAUAUGUCGACCUGUUUGAUUACCUCACCUCUAGGAAUCCUCUUGAUGAGUGCUGUGCUCGCAGGAUCUUCAAACAGAUCGUAGAAGCGAUUGCGUACUGCCAUGGCCGAGGAAUAUUCCACCGGGACAUCAAAGACGAGAAUGUCCUGAUAAAUGUAAAAACCGGUCACAUCAAACUCAUCGACUUUGGUUCGGGCGCGUUUGUUGAGGACGAGUAUACAGAUUACCAAGGAACGAAGGUUUAUUCUCCUCCGGAGUGGGUCCGGUACCAGCGGUACAGCGGCUGGAGUCUGGAGAGCUGGUGUCUGGGAGUCCUACUAUUCAUCAUCAUUAGCGGGGAGAUUCCUUUCGAAACGGAGGAGGAUAUCUUAAGGUGUACUCCUACCCUCAAGAGAAGAAGAAUUUCUCUAGAAUUAACAGAUUUGAUGGCCCGCUGUAUGAACAUCGACCCCAACAAGAGGCCCACAACCAAGGACAUCCUCGAGCACCCCUGGACCAAGGGAUCCCAAACAUACCCUCAAGCCCACAAGACUGCACCCUGCAAGGAGAUCAACCUGGCUCAGUACAUCAUCCCUAAUCCCAACGAGAAAGUAGAGGUAGUCCAGUGAAGAUAUCUCACGCGUCACGGGUAACGCGGUACUUGUCACGAUCUGGUCACGUGACAUGAUAAAUGUACAAAUGUCACUGUGGCCAGGUGAUGAUGUAGACUUUUACCGGUUUCCCGCGUCAAAGUUUAGCUUUUAAUUCACAAUGCAAUUUGUUGAACUCAAUGGCCAAUGAUGAGGGCUAGUCUCUGAAGCUCGAAUAAGUCUGUUAAGUUGAGCAGUCCGAUGUUCGUUGAAGGAGUACAAUGAUGUAAUUGAAGCAAUGAGCAUAAUUAUGUAAUUUGUAAUUGAAUCGUCGAUUGAUGCCUGGUGGAGAGUAUAUAUGAUUAUAUUUUCGUUACGUUCGAGAAGUUUUAACGCGCAAGCUACAUUUAUAGAACGCCAGGUUCAAGAUAUAGUAUUUUGAAGGGGCCAAGUUGAAUGGUAUGAAUUAUGAAUUAUGACGUCCUUGCAGUCAAAGUGACGUCACAAAUUUGUGACGUCAUCAUAGCUGACAGCAAGGCGUCUCAUACAGUCCGACCUCUCGGCACAGGACGGUUCGAAUGUAUUGUCAGUUCGAAAUGUGUCGAUUUACCACUAACUCGGUUUGGCUGUAUAACAAACCUAUUACUUUACCGUCCAAGAUAUUCAUAUAUGAUAAUAAUAUGUAUAUAUUAUAUAUUUUGUUGUGAAAUUCGUCGGUUUCCACUGCUGGGUUUUUAACCUAUCAUCGCUAUUAUUCCCACCAUUUUCAGAGCACUGCUGCUGAAAGGACGGCUCCCACAAAUUUAGAACAAAUUUACCACAAAACGAAGAAGUACUAUCAAAAUUUUACCACCAUUUUGGAUGAACCUGGAAGAUCAAUUUCGUUGGAAAGUCGGGUCCCAUGGCCCAGGUAAAUUACAGCCCCUUUCAGCACCCCGCUUAAAAAUGGACCAUAUCCAGCAAAAUCUACCAUACUGCAUAAAUAUGGAUCAACGUUGGAUCGGUUCAUUUCCCCAAAAUUUCUGCAUAUACUUAAUAUAGUUAUAGCUUUUUAUCAACGUUACCGCUUUGAGUUCCCAUACCAAAAGUUUUAGUUUAAAUUAUUCGGCGUAGGUUUUAAUUAGAUAUUGGUACUUAAUUACCAUUUUGUGGAAAAUUUUGAGCAAUUAUACUGCAUUUUUAACGCUUAUAUUAUACGAUGUUUUUAUCUGUUUUCCAGAUAAAUGCGGUAUAAUUUCCCAAUUCAAUAUUUUCCGACUGAAAAUUUAGUUAUACUUCUAGUUCAGCAACAAGGGUUUUCAUGUGUGUCACUAAGGUUUUCACAGCUUCAUUCAAUUUAACGUAUCAUUAUUUUCGGCAGUGCUUAUUUUCAUGUUACGUUCUACGGAGUUUCAGAAUGUUCAUUACCAUUCCAAUGUUAAAUGAGAUUUUACUUUACAUUCACAACUAUAUAUAAUGAGUGUCGAAAUUCAGAAUUUCCUCAAAUUUCGACGGAUUUUUUGUUCGGAUACAACUGUUUAAUAUUUAUCCUACUUGAUGAGGAACAUGAUCAUAAUAUUUCAAUUUAAUGACGAUUUAAACGCUUUUUGGGUGAUGUAUAAAUAUAAUAUGUUGAUUCGGGUACUAUUAUAUGUUUCUACGUUAUUUUGAGUAUUGAUAUAGGUAUAUUGUAUGAUGUUGUAUGCGUUCAGUUCUGUAUUUGUAUUAAUGAGAUGCAUUUUUUCCAA
This is a messenger RNA of Bolinopsis microptera, 2698 nucleotides long. Its product is annotated as serine/threonine-protein kinase pim-2-like. Gene Ontology annotation, cellular component: cytoplasm. The transcript has 5 exons. Gene Ontology annotation, biological process: negative regulation of apoptotic process; protein autophosphorylation. The record is from RefSeq and is a predicted model, not a curated record. Bases 69 to 1010 code for a protein of 313 amino acids. Gene Ontology annotation, molecular function: protein serine/threonine kinase activity; ATP binding. Lineage: Eukaryota; Metazoa; Ctenophora; Tentaculata; Lobata; Bolinopsidae.